Molecule: messenger RNA, 350 nt
Organism: Staurois parvus
Lineage: Eukaryota; Metazoa; Chordata; Amphibia; Anura; Ranidae
Source: the annotation of a GenBank genome assembly
AUGCAGACUGCUUCUACAAACAUUCGUGAAAGAAUAGGUCACUCUCAGGAGCUCACUGAAUUCAAGCGUGGUACCAUGAUAGGUUGCCACCUGUGCAAUAAGUCCAUCUGUGAAAUUUCCUUGCUACUAAAUCUUCCACAGUCAACUGUUAGGAGCAUUAUAAUAAAGUGGAAGCAACUGGGUACAACAGCAAUUCAGCCACCAAGUGAUCGGGGUAAGCACAUGCUGAAAUGCACAGAAGUCACCAACUGUCUGCAGAGUCAAUAGCUAAAGACCUCCAAACUUCAUGUGGCCUUCAGAUUAGCACAAUAACAGUGCAUAGAGAGCUUCAUAGAAUUGGUUUCCAUGGC